GCGGUGGUUUGCUGGGAAGGCGGGGCAGCAGGCUGCAGUACUCGGGUUUCUUCUCUCUCCUGCAGCACAGGGUAGGGUGCCUGCUCUAGCACCGAACUCGGUGCGAACGCUCCGCCUGCCUGACACAGCCAAGCGGGAACAGCGGGGGGCCCCAGCAGCAUCCCCGCUCACAGGGAGGCGGCGCCGCCAAGUGACAGCAACUCUGGGAAAUUCUUCCCACGCUACCUGCUCCAGCUGUUGAGGCAGCUGGGGGGGGGGCCCUGCAGGUUCCCGAGUGGCAGCUGCUGCUGCUGCUGGCGGACUCCACUUCUCCCUGGGGCACGGGCUGGGCGGCUGCGGGGCAGGGGGCUCUUGGGGCAGACUUUGCACAGUUGGCUGGCGGGCUGCUGCGCUAGCCGGAGAUGGGAAGGCAGAGCCUGCGCGGGGGCAUUCUCCUGUUGGCCACUCUGGUGUGUCUGCUGAGAGGCGAGAAGCUGCGAAGCUGCGAGGACGCUCGGAAACUUUUCCAGCUGCGGCAGCUCGGCCCGGUCAAGGGGCUGCCGGAGACCCCGCGGUCAGGGGCUGAUCUUCAGGUUUGUACAUCUAAAAACCUAACAUGCUGUACCAAAAAGAUGGAAGAAAGAUACCAGAUGGUAGUAAAGGAGGAUAUACAACAAGUGCUUCAGACAUCAAGCUCCACUUUAAAGUUUUUAAUAUCUCAUAAUGCAGCUGCUUUCCAAGAAACCUUUGAAAUGCUUAUCAAACAGGCUGAGAAUUACACAAGCAUGCUUUUCUGCAGCACAUACAAAAACAUGGCUCUCGAGGCUGCUGCCGCUGUUCAAGAGUUUUUUACGGAGCUGGGACUCUUUGUAUUUGGCAUAGACAUUAGUACAGAAGAACUGGUGAACAGAUUUUUUGAUACCCUGUUUCCAAUAGUCUAUAAUCAUCUGAUUAAUCCUGGUCCGAAGGACACUUCACUGGAGUAUUCAGAAUGCAUUCGAAUGUCAAGAAGAGUUGUCAGUCCUUUUGGCAAUGUUCCAAAAAUAGUCAUGGGACAAAUGGGGAGAUCAGUGUUAUCCAGCCGUACUUUCUUGCAAGCCCUCAAUUUAGGGAUUGAAGUGAUCAAUACAACAGAUCAUUUGCCAUUCUCUAAAGACUGCAGUAGAGCCUUACUGCGAAUGCAAUAUUGCCCUCACUGCCAAGGAGUGGCUUUAAGUAAGCCAUGUAUAGGAUAUUGCCUGAAUGUAAUUAGAGGCUGCUUGGCUAACAUGGCAGAAAUUGACUUUCACUGGCGUGGAUAUAUUCAGUCUUUGGAAGAGUUGUCCAGUGCAAUGCAUGGGUCAUAUGACAUUGAGCAUGUACUUCUGAACUUUCACUCACUUGUUAAUGAUGCUCUAACACAGGCUAGAAUCUAUGGUCCAAAAGUAAUUCAACAGGUAAACAAGAUAUGUGGUCAUCCUCUGAGAAAGCCGACGCUGUCCCCAGUUUGGUCUCCAGAUCAGAACAAAGAUAGUCAAGGGAUGAAGAUGUCUACAAGAGACAGUGAAGAAACACUGACCAACAGAAGAAAAGAAUUUGUGAACAGUCUGCGACUAUUCAAGACAUUCUAUGGAGGCCUGGCUGAUCAUCUGUGCAUCAAUGAGUUAGCAGCUGCUGAUGGGCUAGCCUGUUGGAAUGGUGAAGAUGUAAAAAGCUACACCCACCGGGUGGUUGGCAAUGGAAUCAAAGCUCAGUCUGCAAAUCCGGAAGUAAAAGUGAAAGGCACAGAUCCUGUAAUAAGUCAAAUUAUUGAUAAACUGAAACACAUUAUCCAGCCAAGAUGCAGCAGGUCAUGAUUCUUUGCAAUGGAGCCAGUAAGUACAACCUGAUGAAAUUUCUCUAUUAUUGGUUUUCUAGAAAUUAGGAGCACUAGUUAUGGGCCAAGAUCCCAUUGUAGCAUACAUAUAGAACAAAAGUCAGUCAAUUUCCAGACAUUUGAUCUUCUCUCACUGUUUGUUUACAGAGCAUCUGAUGUCUCUUCAUAUAGAUCCACAUAGACUUCUUAACUUUCUUUUUGAUAAACUGAAUAGAUUAUAAGACUGGUUUCCCAGACCUCUAAUAAUUUGUGUAGAUCAUUUCUGAAUUCUUUAUAUUUUUAACAUCUUUUUUAACACAUGGAUACAGUAAAUUGGAUACAGCAUCAAGUGCCACUUCCCACAACUCCCAUUGCCUAGAAACAGUGAACUGUGACCCCUAGGACCUGCAAGGAUCCACGAUUGUGGGUGAUCAGUGUAAACAAAAUGUCUCAUGUCCACUCCAAUUGGACGCUGAAUCUCAUUUAAGGCCAGCAGAACCGAUUCUGCCAGGACAUUAGGUUAGGAGUUGCCUUGUAUGGGUGCUGCCUGAGGCUAUCUGAGGCCUGUGCUUAAAGGGACCCCUCCCCCCGCCCCAGGACAGCCAGUUCACAGGUUUCCCUCCUUGCUUGCCUACCUCAAUGAGGGAAAGCAAAGCAUUUUUUCUCUGCGUGCUCUGGUUGCCCUCAUUCAGGACACCACAACACUCUGCAGUAUAGAGCUGGAGCCAUCCCUGGUCACUAUGGUGCUUCUCCUGGACAUGUUGCUGUGAGCCUGGAAGCAUGUUCUGCAGGCAGUAACAGUCUGCCUGGUGUGCCCCACUGGGAGCGUGUGUCUCAUUCCUUCCUCACACCCGUCCUUAACCCCCCGUUUCUGCUGUACAAUAAAAGACACGUGUUCAUUACA
This is a messenger RNA of Pelodiscus sinensis (Chinese soft-shelled turtle), 2717 nucleotides long. NCBI's taxonomy places the organism in Eukaryota, Metazoa, Chordata, Testudines, Trionychidae. The record is from RefSeq and is a predicted model, not a curated record.